This is a messenger RNA of Argentina anserina (silverweed cinquefoil), 444 nucleotides long. RefSeq names its product egg cell-secreted protein 1.3-like. The record is from RefSeq and is a predicted model, not a curated record. NCBI's taxonomy places the organism in Eukaryota, Viridiplantae, Streptophyta, Magnoliopsida, Rosales, Rosaceae. Bases 1 to 444 code for a protein of 147 amino acids. Gene Ontology annotation, biological process: double fertilization forming a zygote and endosperm. The transcript has a single exon.
AUGACUUACACUACUAAGCUUUUCCCUCUCACAGCUCUGCUUGUUCUGACUAUGUCAUUCAUGGUCAGUACUUCUCGACCUUUGAACCACCCUACUGGAAGCACAUCAAACCUUGCAGCCAGAUUGAACUUGGAUGAAGGAUCAUCAACCUGCUGGGAGUCUUUAUUUCAGUUCCAGGCAUGCAGUACCGAGGUUUUGUUGUUCUUCCUGAAUGGUGAGACUAACUUAGGAGACGGCUGUUGCAAAGCCAUUAGAAACAUUGAGCACCUGUGUUGGCCUGCCUUGCUGGGCUCUAUGGGGCUUACCACGGAAGAGACUGAUAUACUAAAGGGUUACUGCGAUGAAGCCGAUCAAAUCCAAUCACCUCCGACGUCGUCUUCACCGCCAUCUGUUCAUCAGCCGACUGGAAAACUUGUUCCCUAUCUGGACAAGUGGAUUCCGUGA